This is a messenger RNA of Hipposideros armiger (great roundleaf bat), 3713 nucleotides long. It is a transcript of the gene CDC40, whose product is annotated as cell division cycle 40. The record is from RefSeq and is a predicted model, not a curated record. Bases 51 to 1823 code for a protein of 590 amino acids. Gene Ontology annotation, cellular component: catalytic step 2 spliceosome. The transcript is spliced from 15 exons. Lineage: Eukaryota; Metazoa; Chordata; Mammalia; Chiroptera; Hipposideridae. Gene Ontology annotation, molecular function: mRNA binding; protein binding. Gene Ontology annotation, biological process: mRNA splicing, via spliceosome.
CGCUUGUACUUCCGCCGGGGCCUGGUCUCGGCCGAAGUUCUGUUGCCGUCAUGUCGGCUGCGAUUGCGGCUCUGGCCGCUUCCUAUGGUUCGGGUUCAGGGUCGGAAUCGGACUCGGACAGUGAGGGCGGACGGUGUCCGCUGCCAGCCGCCGACUCCCUCAUGCACUUGACUAAAUCGCCUUCCGCCAAACCUUCUCUGUCAGUGGCGGUGGACUCGGCUCCGGAGGUGGCAGUUAAGGAAGAUUUGGAGACUGGAGUUCACCUUGACCCUGCUGUCAAAGAGGUUCAGUAUAAUCCUACCUAUGAGACCAUGUUUGCUCCUGAGUUUGGACCAGAAAAUCCCUUUAGGACACAGCAAAUGGCUGCCCCUAGAAAUAUGCUUUCUGGAUAUGCUGAACCAGCUCAUAUCAAUGAUUUUAUGUUUGAACAGCAAAGAAGAACUUUUGCCACAUAUGGUUAUGCAUUGGACCCUUCAUUAGAUACUCAUCAAGUAGCUACUAAGUAUAUUGGUUCUGUUGAAGAAGCUGAAAAAAAUCAAGGUUUAACUGUGUUUGAAACUGGUCAGAAGAAAAUAGAAAAGAGGAAAAAGUUCAAAGAAAAUGAUGCAUCUAAUAUUGAUGGUUUCUUGGGACCUUGGGCAAAAUAUGUUGAUGAAAAAGAUGUAGCCAAACCUUCAGAAGAAGAACAAAAAGAAUUAGAUGAAAUCACAGCAAAGAGGCAGAAAAAAGGCAAACAGGAAGAAGAGAAACCUGGGGAGGAAAAGACAAUCUUACAUGUUAAAGAAAUGUAUGACUAUCAAGGCAGGUCCUAUCUGCACAUACCUCAGGAUGUUGGUGUUAACCUGCGGUCAUCUGUGCCACCUGAGAAAUGUUAUCUUCCCAAAAAACAAAUUCAUGUGUGGUCUGGACACACAAAGGGCGUCAGUGCAGUCAGAUUGUUUCCUCUCUCUGGCCAUUUAUUGCUGUCUUGUUCCAUGGACUGUAAAAUUAAGAACCGCCGGGGUGUGGGAUAUGGUGAGAGGCGAAAAAGACACUUCACCUCACCUCCAUUUCCAUUGUCUCUGCCUUUAGGUCAUAGUAAAGCUGUUAGAGACAUCUGCUUUAAUACUGCAGGAACGCAGUUCCUCAGUGCAGCUUAUGACAGGUAUCUUAAGCUCUGGGACACUGAGACAGGACAGUGUAUAUCAAGAUUUACAAACCGAAAAGUACCCUACUGUGUCAAAUUUAAUCCUGAUGAAGAUAAGCAAAAUCUCUUUGUGGCUGGGAUGUCUGAUAAAAAGAUUGUGCAAUGGGACAUUCGAAGUGGAGAAAUUGUGCAGGAAUAUGAUCGGCAUUUGGGAGCUGUCAACACCAUUGUUUUUGUUGAUGAGAACAGGAGAUUUGUGAGCACAUCUGAUGACAAGAGUCUAAGAGUUUGGGAAUGGGAUAUCCCUGUGGAUUUCAAGUAUAUAGCAGAACCCAGUAUGCACUCAAUGCCUGCAGUGACUUUAUCUCCAAAUGGGAAAUGGCUAGCAUGCCAAUCAAUGGACAACCAAAUCUUAAUUUUUGGAGCACAGAACAGAUUUAGAUUAAAUAAGAAGAAAAUUUUUAAGGGCCAUAUGGUAGCAGGCUAUGCUUGUCAGGUGGACUUUUCACCAGACAUGAGCUAUGUGAUUUCAGGAGAUGGAAAUGGAAAAUUAAAUAUCUGGGACUGGAAGACCACAAAACUCUACAGUCGAUUUAAAGCUCAUGAAAAAGUGUGUAUAGGUGCUGUGUGGCAUCCUCAUGAAACAUCUAAAGUCAUAACAUGUGGUUGGGAUGGUCUCAUUAAAUUGUGGGAUUAAUGAGAUGAAUCCUUAAACUAGGAUCAUUUUGAUCCAGUAUCAUAUUUAACUAUAUUUAAUUAUUAAAUGUGUUGGAUGGCAACUUGAUUUACAGAUUAUCACUUCCUUACAUGGCCUUACAAAGUUGACACCUUGUUUUGGAAAAAAAAAACCAAAACUUUGUAAAUUUGGCUCAUAUAACUUCAUUGGCAACUUUAUUUUGUUCUUUAUAGAUAUUAUUUAUACAGAGAAUGACCAUUCACUUUCUAUUUGACAAGUAGUUACUAUUGGCAGGAAGUUUGGGCUUACCCCCAUUACAUACUGAAAAGGAUUCCUUUGGAGUCGAGAAAGAAUCCCUAGUGGAUUUGGGGGUUCUAAAGGAGGUAGUAUAAUUAAUAACAAAUAACUCAGAAAGCUACCAUGUACUUAGACCUCUUCAACAAAAAGAGAAGUAAGGAACAGGGAUGAUAUAAUUUAAUGUGACUCUGAAAGAAGGAUACCACCACCCACAAUUACUAUUUCCAUUAUUUCCAGUGGGUCAAGUUCUAAUCUUCUGGAUUUAGGAGGUCCACUAUUUUUUUAUGACACGUUAUAUAUUUUUAGUUGUGAGCCAGCAAUCUUUGACUGCAGCAUUCCUCUAAUUAUUAAACAAUGUAAAAUACAAAUCAGUCCAGAGUUCUUUCCUUGACUUUGUUCCUGAUGAGUAUAGUCAGGACUAUUUAUAAUCAGAGAAUUACGUUAUUUUUGAAGAUAGAACUCAAGACUGCACAUUGUUUGUAUUUACUGUCAGUAAGGACCUGACUACAUUUUCUAAAGUCAGGGUCUCUUAGGUCAUUGCUUCACAAAUGUUACUACUGAAAUACUCCUCAUAGGAGAUAGGAUAUCAUAGUUCAAAGUAUUAACUUGCAAUUUCUUUGAAGUUGUAAGUUUUAUAUUAAAUUAUUCUUAUUUGGCUUGUGAAUAUAUUCAACAGAACUUAUCAGAAAAAUUUUAAACUUCUUUCCAAAUCUUUGAGUAAAACUAACAGUCCAGGAAAAUGGCUAGAGUUCCCCAGUUUGAGAAACAGUGACUGGUUGGUUAAAAAAACUUUUUUUUUAAACUUCAGAUUGUGAAGUCAAGAUAGCCUCUUGAAUACAGUAGCUAAUAGCACUUUAGUUUGAUAAGCCAUUUCUCCUGUUGAUUACAAAUCUGUAUCAGAUGUUUCAAUGUGGUUUGAAAUAUUUCAGUACCAUGCUACAAAGACUGGUUCAUAGCUGCUGACUUGGAGCCCCAAAUCAUGUUGAGUGUUCAUAUCCUAAGGGCAUUAGCUCUGAGUCCUAUGCUAUCGAUAGCAUUUCAUGCUUCUUGUCCUUAAGAACACCCAUUUUUAAAAAUUAAAUUAAAAAAAUAAAAAGCCUGGUAUAGAUAACCAGGUGCUCUAGCCACAUAUAAAGAAAUUUCAAAGGAGAAAAUAGAAAAAAACAGAAUAUAAGUGGUAGAGCUAUGUUUUUGAACACAGAGGCACUCAAAGAAAUAAGAACACACUGCCUAGUUGCUGCCAUUUCUGAAUCUGCCAGAAAGGGUGGCUGCCGUUUCCUGAAGGGGAAAGAAUUCAGGCAAGACCUUUUCUUUAGUCCCAACCACUGGGUUUAACAAAUGUGACUUGAUCACGUUUGGUUAAUAAUGGAAGGAUUAAUCAUAUAUUUAAACUGUUUUGUUCAGCACCAGUAUUUUGUAUGCUACAAAUCAUAAUUUCUAAAUCUGAGUUUAUGUUAUUGCGUUUUUUGACUUUCUAAACUAAGCAACUGUAUAUAAAAGUCGUUUUUUUAAAUCGUAUUUUUAAAUAAAGCAUUUUUUUUGUAGAAAAUGUCAUCAAAAUUUUCAUUCUUAGUCUCCUUUUAAGUCUUAAUUCUGUUGAGCCACCAGUUUAAA